Vicia villosa (hairy vetch) is the source of this 4027-nucleotide messenger RNA. RefSeq names its product protein FAR1-RELATED SEQUENCE 5-like. Gene Ontology annotation, cellular component: mitochondrion. The transcript is spliced from 2 exons. NCBI's taxonomy places the organism in Eukaryota, Viridiplantae, Streptophyta, Magnoliopsida, Fabales, Fabaceae. Bases 736 to 1629 code for a protein of 297 amino acids. The record is from RefSeq and is a predicted model, not a curated record. Gene Ontology annotation, biological process: thymine catabolic process; L-valine catabolic process. Gene Ontology annotation, molecular function: methylmalonate-semialdehyde dehydrogenase (acylating, NAD+) activity; malonate-semialdehyde dehydrogenase (acetylating, [NAD(P)+]) activity; DNA-binding transcription factor activity, RNA polymerase II-specific.
GCAAGCAAAACCUAGUCUGAGACUAAGGUAAACCGAACUUUGUUGUGUGAUUGUGUCAAAGACUAAGUGCAAGCACAAGUAUCCUUCUCUGAGUUCAUCUCACUCACACUGCAUCUACUUCUCACUCACACUGCAUCUACUUCUUGAGAUAAGGUUGUCUUAGAUUAUGGCAAACUUUAUCAUGUCCAUUAUGACUAAUCUGGGUAAAUAUUUGGCGGAACCAACCAUUCGCGAAAUAAAAGAGAAUUUCUUUACCCACCUCUCUAUGAGGGUCACCUCCAGCGAAAUCCCCCAACACCACUUUUUUGGUGUUUACGGAGAUGCAUUUCCGAAUUUCAUGAAAAUUCAAAACCGUGAUUAUUUCGGAAGUUCUUUUCCGAAAAUAUAUCUGCAUAUACAAUUUUCCCUCAUUCACUAUUUCAUUAUUUUUUUCUCCAAAACUUCUUCAAACCCUCUCCAAAACUCAAUCAAUCUCCAUCCAUUUUCUCGUCUCAAAAUCAAGUUUCAAACCGUUGAUCACGUAAAAGGAAGCAUAGAAAGCUACAAUUUGAGGUAAAGAUCUCUCAUUUCAUCCCCUAUUUCACUACAUUGAUUGAUGAAUUUUCUGCUGAAACCUGCGAUGGUUCGAAAGUUCUUUUCCGAAAUAUGUUACCUAACAAAUUUCGGAAAUGUACUUCCGAAAUAAGCCCUGACAGUUAAAAAAACAGUUUUGGCCAAUUUUGCUAAUUUUUGCAUAUGUUAGGUAUGGUGCAUCCGGACAACAUUGUGCACGACGACGUAGUGGCUAAAGCGGAAGUUAUGUCGAUGAUCGAUGCGGUUGAUGUACAGCAACAAUUUACAAUUGAUCGGAGCUUCGGUAGACGCGAACAAUUGAUUGAUUGGGUUCGUAACGAAGCUAGUAAACUUGGAUUUGGAAUUGUUAUUUUAAGGUCUGACAAUGGAAAUAGUAGGCGGAAAGCUUUUGUUGUUUUGAAUUGCGAACGGGGUGUGAGUUAUGUACAAUCAAACCGGGUGUUAAAACACGAAGACACGGGAUCGAGAAAGUGUGGGUGUCCGUUUAAGUUGCGCGCGACUCGGAGGGUUGUUGAUUUGUGGCGUUUAACCGUCAUUUGUGGAAUUCAUAAUCAUGCCUUGGAUCCCAAGUUACACAGGCAUCCAAUGGCGUGUCGUUUGUCCCGUGAAGAGAAGAUUGUGAUUUCGAAUUUAUCGAUAGUUAAAGUGGCGCCUCGCAACAUACUUGCCGAUUUGAAACGGAAGAAACCGGAUAACGUUUCAAAUAUCAAGCAAGUUUACAAUGAACGACAUAAUCUCAAAGUUUUGAAAAUGGGCCCUCGGGCGGAAAUGCAACAACUUUUGAAACUAUUGGGCGAUAACAAAUAUGUGUCAAGCUUCCGAACGUCCGAGGACAAAGUUACGGUGCGUGAUAUUUUUUGGACUCAUCCCAAAAGUAUCAAAUUAUUCAACACAUUUCCAACCGUUCUUAUCAUGGAUUCGACGUACAAGACAAACAAAUAUAGGCUUCCUCUUCUAGAGAUAGUGGGUGUGACCUCGACGGAUAAGACUUAUUCGGUCGGGUUUGCUUUUUUGAAUUCGCAUCGGGACAUGUACGCCCGACUAUAUGAAAAUUAAAAAAAUUUUGCGAAACUACGUGAUUCACUUGUUCCAUUACUUACUGGUAUCGCUCCGGUUUCAAAGUGGAUGUCAUUCCCCGAUAUAGGUCAUCUAAUAGCAAGUGCAUAUGAUCGGGUGUGUGUCGAUUUGACGAGGUUUGGACUAAGUGAGACUUUUUUUCCACUUCAUAGUCGACCGCCAUUGGACGCGUCGAGCCGCAUCAUAUGCAUCGGGUAUCUAAGAUCGCGGCAUUUUGUCCAAGUGUUUUUCAAACCGGGGUGUCAUAUUCCGGCUACUUCUUGUCAAUGGACGACACAUCAUUCAAAUGAGGCGGAGACUUGGCCGGAUCCUUUCGUUUCAAGAAUGGCGGAGUUUGAAGAAAUGAUGAGCCAAGAGCGUGAGCAAAAUUGAGAGCGGUCGAAGAACAUACUUAUUUUGGAUUUAGGAUCCACCGAUUGGUUCGGUGAAUUUUAGUUUGUUCCGGACCAUUUUUUGUUUGUAAAAACUAUUUUUGUAUGUAUUGUUGUUUAUCAUGUAAAAUCGGACCGAUUCAAUACAUAUAUAAUAUAAGUAUGUUUUAUGUCAUCAAUCUCUAAUUUAUGCCUAUUUUGAAUGCUUUUGGUAUUGUUUACACAAAACACUCAGCAAUGCUUGAAAUGCAAAAUUCACCUCUGUUUCUGCAUAAUUCGGAAAUGAACUUCCGAAAUAUACUUCUCUGCCUCCCAUUUUUGGAAGUUCAUUUCCGAAAAUACCACUGAAUGCAGGAUAAGGUUUGUUGGGCCAUCACUGCUCUAAUAAGUCUAUAAAUAUACACACUCUUCUUCAUCCCUUUCACACCACAAAACACAAAUGACACAAACCUACCCCCACCUAGCAUUCGUCUACUUCACCACCGGCUACCUGAUGUCGUUCCAAUUCCGCUUCUUGCGCGACACGCCGUUUGCGGAGUUGAUAACUUCGCUCAACACACUAUUGAAAUAUCCGGAAAAUCGAAAGGUUGUGAAGCUCGAGUACCGCUCGCCAUCACUUAACGACGACGGAGACAUUGAGAUCACACCUUUUGAGAUCAAGAACGACGAAGAUUUAGCGGUUUUGUGGACAACUUUCGACCGAUUUUCUUCGAAGGGCCCGAUCGAGUUGGACGCGAAACUUCAAAGAUCGGGGGACGACGUUAUCAGAAUGUUGACUCAUCCUCACCUACCCGUGUUCAACAAUAUGUAACUUUAAUCUUCAUCUGAUUAAAUAAAGCGAAUCGUUGUUGUUUGUUAUUUUUCUUCUGUCCAAACCUUAUUUCGGAAGUACAUUUCCGAAUUCUUCCAAGGGGGGUGAAUUCGGAGAUGAACUUCCGAAUACACCAAUUUUUUGGAAAACACCUUUAUUUCGGAGAUGCAUUUCCGAAAUCAAUGUUUUUCAUAAAAAAAACAUGUUUUCGGAGAUACAUUUCCGAAAACACCUUUUUUUCAAUAAAAGUACGUUUUCGGAAAUGUAUUUCCGAAACAAGGGGUAUUUUGGUAAAUACACCAGAGGUGACUAAGAAGGUUAGGAGGUGGGUAAAGAAAUUUCUAAAUAAAAUACCUUCUUUGUGUUGAUAAUACAAUCGAUCUUCUUGAGAGUGAAAGAGAGGCGCUGUCGUCUGAAAGAGACUACUUGCAGACUCGUAUUGCACAAGCAAAGGAAAGAACUGAAGUAAUUGAAAAACCAGUAGAGAAAUGGUUGAACGAUGUGGAAAAUCUCCUUAAAGAGGCGGAGGUUCUUGUACAAAGGACAGAGACAAACCUCAUUUGUUUUCAAGGAUGGUUUCCAACGUGUAAACGGUAUCUUUUGUGCUAGGAAAUGGUAAAAAGAUAGAGGCAAUGGAGAAAUUCAAAGGUAAAAGUAAUGACAUUAAUCCAUUUUCUCAUCUUGCUCCACUACCAGGUAUUCAGUAUCAGUCAUCCAAAGACUUCAUUUAUUUUGAAUCAACAAAAAUAGCUUAUAGUCAAAUCUUGGAAGCACUUGAGGAUGAUAGCGUCUCUAUAAUUGGAGUACAUGGAGAUGGUGGAUGUGGAAAAACAGCCCUUGUAACAGAAGUUGGCAAAAAGGCUGAGGAAUUGGAUAUGUUUGAUUCCUUGUGAAUUGAAAAAAGUUAAUAAUAAUAGUCACACACGGAAAGUGUAUAAUUACUUUACACAUGCAAAUAGUAAAUUUUGGACACAAAGUACUCCCAAAAUGAUACAAUUUAGUUGUAAAAGUACAAUUUAGAAUUGCAAGUACAAUUUAGUUGCAAAAGCAUAAUUUAAAACCAAAAGUACAAUUUAGUUGCAAAAAGGUUAAAAUAGUGUUUUCUGAAACAUUUAGUUUUCUUAUAUUAAAGAUAAUUUCAUUUCUUAAUACAUGUCAAAGUGUUAAAAUGACUUACAAUUAAAAAAACUGUAAC